Molecule: messenger RNA, 675 nt
Organism: Aspergillus pseudonomiae
Lineage: Eukaryota; Fungi; Ascomycota; Eurotiomycetes; Eurotiales; Aspergillaceae
Product: cutinase family protein
Exons: 3
Coding region: 1-675 (224 amino acids)
Biological process (GO): carbohydrate catabolic process
Cellular component (GO): extracellular region
Molecular function (GO): cutinase activity
Source: RefSeq, a predicted model, not a curated record
AUGGUGAUGCUCCGCUCCCUCCUCGUCUCUGCUCUGGCUACUCUGGGAGCAGCCAGCCCCAUUGCUGAGCCGGUGGACCAGGCACUGGAAGCCAGACAGCUUGGGUCUUCCAAUGACCUCACCAACGGAGCAUGCAAGGAUGUGACUCUUAUUUUCGCCCGAGGCUCCACGGAGAUGGGCAACAUGGGCACUGUCAUCGGACCCCCUCUCUGCUCGGCCCUGAAGAGCAAGCUCGGUGCCGAUAAGGUUGCUUGCCAAGGUGUGGGUGGCUUGUACACCGGGGGAUUGAUGCAGAAUGCUCUCCCUCAAAACACCGACCCGGGCGCCAUCUCCACUGCGAAGUCGCUCUUUGAGCAAGCCAACACCAAGUGCCCUAACACCCAGAUCGUGGCCGGUGGAUACAGUCAAGGUAGUGCAGUCAUCGACAACGCCGUCCAACAGCUCUCCACUGAAGUCAAGGACAAGGUCAAGGGUGUUGUUUUCUUCGGCUUCACCCGGAACCUCCAGGACAAAGGCCAGAUCCCCAACUACCCCAAGGACGAUGUCAAGGUCUUCUGUGCCAUGGGCGACCUUGUCUGCGAUGGCACGCUCAUUGUCACCCCCGCCCAUUUGACUUACACUAUCAAUGCGCCGGAGGCUGCCUCUUUCCUUGCGUCGAAGGUUCAGUCGGCUUAG